Messenger RNA from Sinocyclocheilus rhinocerous, 7785 nucleotides. It is a transcript of the gene sbf1, whose product is annotated as SET binding factor 1. NCBI's taxonomy places the organism in Eukaryota, Metazoa, Chordata, Actinopteri, Cypriniformes, Cyprinidae. The coding region runs from base 150 to 5957 and encodes 1935 amino acids. The record is from RefSeq and is a predicted model, not a curated record. The transcript is spliced from 44 exons. Gene Ontology annotation, biological process: regulation of Rab protein signal transduction. Gene Ontology annotation, cellular component: cytoplasmic vesicle.
GGCACGGCACACUCAGCGACAGUAUGGCGGCGGGCUGCUGCUGGAGGGAUGCUGCUGUCGCCGCUGCCUUCACAAUGUGAUCGGAAUAUCGUCUGUUCCGCGGAAAGACUACAGUCACCCCCGAGGCCUGUCUCCGUGAUCUCGAUAAGAUGACCAGGCUCGCCGAUUACUUCGUGGUAGUUGGCUACGAUCUCGAUAAGAGAGGAGGUAGUGAGGGUCAAGGCCUGAUUCUCCAGCGUUUCCCAGAGAAGGACUGGGAAGAUAACCCCUUCCCUCAAGGCCUUGAGCUGUUCUGUCAGCCCAGUGGAUGGCAGCUGGAUCCCGAGAGAAAGCCUCCGUCUUUCUUUGUGUCGGUUCUCACAGACAUCAACUCUGAGCGGCAUUACUGCGCCUGCUUCACUUUCUGGGAGUCCGUGGAGAACCCGCAGCUACAGAAAGGAGAGGCCAGUGAGGCUGAUGAAGAUGAGAGUCCAGACGUGCUCCAACCCGCUCAACUGUACGCUCCUAAAAGCCUGGUCCUCGUGUCCCGCUUGGACCACACAGAGGUCUUUAGGAACUGCUUGAGUCUCAUCUAUACCGUUCAUGUGGAUGGCCUCACUGUUCCUAUGGAAACGGUGAUUGGAAACCUUCUCACCUGCAUCAUUCCUUUAGCUGGAGGCUCUCAGAUAAAUGACCCCCCUCUUUGUAGUUUAACUGACUGGCUGCUGGGUUGUUUCCAGCCGGGCCAGGACGACAGAGAGGAGAGCUCGAGGACCAUAACGCUCGGCGCGGGUGACAGGCAGGUUAUCCAGACGCCCAUAAACGACUCCCUGCCUGUGAGCGGCUGCAGCGUGGCCCAGCUUUUCAGACAGCUUGGAAUCGUAAAUGUUCUCUGUCUGUUUUGCGCUGCUCUGACGGAGCACAAGAUCCUGUUCCUCUCCAGCAGUUACCAGCGUCUAACGGACGCCUGCAGAGCUCUGCUGGCCAUCAUGUUCCCACUCAAGUACAGUUUUACAUAUGUUCCCAUCUUACCGGGAAAGCUGCUGGAGGUGCUCAGCACUCCGACGCCCUUCAUCAUAGGAGUCAACUCACACUUCCGCUCGGAGACCCAGGAGCUGCUCGACGUAAUCAUUGCAGACCUGGACGGAGGGACGGUCACCAUUCCGGAGUGUGUCCACAUAUCCCUGCUGCCCGAGCCGCUUCUUCAUCACACACAGACCGCCAUCUCCAUGGUUCUUGAUCCAGAGCUGGAAGUGGCUGAUCAUGCGUUUCCUCCACCUUCCGUUCAACCAUCCACACUUAAAAUUCAGGACAAGGAGAUCCGCGCUGUCUUCCUAUGGCUCUUCGCGCAUCUGCUUCAGGGCUAUCGAUGGUGUCUGCAUAUAAUUCGAAUCCACCCUGAGCCCGCCAUAUGCUUCCAUAAGGCUGCAUUUUUGGGGCAGAGAGCACUAGCUGAGGAUGACUUCCUGAUGAAGGUGCUGGACGGCAUGGCAUUUGCUGGGUUCGUAUCUGAGCGGGGUCCUCCAUACCGAGCCACAGACCUGUUUGAUGAUCUCAUAGCCAAUCAGGUGGAGCGCAUUCAAAAGGAGACAGGAGAUCCUCAUAAAGUGAUGAAGCAUAUUAAGGAGCUGGCAGAUCACCUUUUCAAAAAUGAAAACCCAUACCCAGCAGUAAGCAUGCACCGAGUUCAGAGAACAGUUGAAAACGCACAGCCCCGGCUCCCACAGACCUCUUUCCCGCACCUGGACGAGGUCUCCGUGCAGCUCUUUAUAGACCACGCAACAGCAAAACUCAAAACCGCCCCGCCUGUGGUCAAGGCCGAACUGAAGAGCAUGGUCCCAUCCGGACCUCCACUGGCUGACAUAGUGGACAGAAACGGGAAUGUUCUGGCCAACAGCGCCAGGAGGUUAGAGGUGGUCAGGAACUGCAUCACAUAUAUAUUUGACAACAAGAUGCUGGAAUCCAAGAAGUUAAUGCCGGCAGUGUUACGGGCUCUGAAAGGUCGGGCGGCGCGGGUCUGUCUGACCCAGGAGCUCAACCUGCAUGUGCUGCAGAACAGGGCCGUUCUAGACCACCAACAGUUUGACUACAUCGUCCGCAUGAUGAACUGCACCCUGCAGGACUGCUCACAUAUGGAUGAACAUGGUAUUGCUUCUGCACUGCUGCCAUUGGUCACCGCCUACUGUCGGAAACUGGGUGGAGGCAUCACUCAGUUCGCUUACAGCUGCGUUCAGGAGCACAUGGUGUGGACAAACAUGCAGUUCUGGGAGGCCAUGUUUUACAGUGAUGUUCAGAAACACAUCCGGGCCCUGUACCUGGAGAACGAUGAGGAGGGAGACACGUCCAGCCCUGACGGGGAGGGCGUUGGUGGUCAGAAGCGGUUGAGCGCCCUGGAGUUGGCGUCCGAGCAGAGCCGUCUGUGGCCCACGCUGAGCAAAGAGCAGCAGCAGGAGCGCGUUCAGAAGGAAGAGAGCACGGUUUUCAGUCAGGCCAUUCACUAUGCCAACCGCAUGAGUUACCUGCUGCUGCCGCUCGACACCAGCAAGAACCGCCUGCUCCGUAACACCGGCCUGGGAGACGUGGAGAGCGUCAGCAACAGCUACGUCACUAACAGUAUUGCGGGCAGCAUGGCAGAAAGCUACGACACAGAGAGCGGCUUUGAAGAUGCUGAGAUCUCGGAUGUUGCGAACUCUGUCAUUCGGUUCAUCAACCGUUUUGUUGACAAAGUGUGCAACGAGAGCGGCGUGACCAAUGAACACCUGAAGGCCCUUCACAUAAUGAUACCAGACAUCGUUCAGAUGCACAUUGAGACAUUGGACGCGGUUCACAGGGAGAGCAAGCGACUGCCGCCCAUCCAAAAGCCCAAGCUUUUGAGACCAACGCUGCUCCCCGGUGAGGAGUUUGUGAUGGACGGCAUGCGGGUGCACCUUAUAGCAGACGGCCGAGAGGAAGCCACGGGCGCGAUGGGCGGUCCGCCUCUGUUACCUGCCGAGGGAGCCAUCUUCCUCACUACCUACCGCCUCAUCUUCAAGGGCACGCCCACCGACCCUCUCGUUGGAGAGCAAGUGGUCACCCGCUCCUUCCCCAUCGCUUCCCUCACGAAAGAGAAGCGGAUCUCUGUUAAUCUUCCCAUGGAUCAGUUCUUCCAGGAGGUUCUCCAGCUGCGUUCCUGCACCUUUCAGCUGAUGAAGAUCGGCUUUGAUGAGGAGGUGGCAUCAGAUCUCGCAGAAGUGUUCAGGAAGCACAUGCAUAAGCUCAGAUACCCACAGCACGUCCAGGGCACGUUUGCCUUCACCGUGGGUCAGUCUGCAAAGCUGGUGGUGGAGCACAAGACCAAGGACAAGAACCAGUCGCUAAAAACGCUGUCUAAAAACCUGGUUAAAACUGCGAAGAGGACCAUUGGGCGUCAAUAUGUAACCCGAAAGAAGUAUUCUCCCCCGACCUGGGAAAACCGCAGCAGUUUGCAGUCAGAGAUGGAUGAGGAUGAGAUCUCUGUGUCUGAAGAACCGGACCAGAGUUCGCUGACGCUCUCCUCCACCAUCCGCUCGUCAGACCGGCAGACCAUGAGUAAUGUGGUCGAGCGGGCCUGCUGUCGGGACUACAAGCGGCUGGGACUGGGAACGCUCAGCAACAGCCUGACACGCUCUAAAAACGAACCCUUCCGGAUCUCCACCGUCAACCGGAUGUACACAGUCUGCCGAAGUUAUCCAGGGUUACUGAUCGUGCCUCAGAGCAUCCCCGAUUCCACCAUCCAGCGCAUCUGCCGCUGCUACCGGCACAACCGCUUCCCUGUGGUGUGCUGGAGGAACUCCCGCACCAAAGCUGUGCUGCUGCGCUCGGCCGGCCUGCAUGCUAAAGGCGUCGUGGGAUUCUUCAAAUCACCCAAUGCACCCACUGCAGGCCCGUCCCAGGCCGACUCCACCAGUCUGGAGCAAGAGAAGUAUCUGCAGGCCAUCAUCAGCUCCAUGCCCUCAUAUAGCGAAGCCAGUGGGAGGAACACACUCAGCGGCUUCACCUCCUCACACAUGAGCAACUCAGAUUCAUCAGACAAGCUGAGGCAGCCUAAAAUAGGAGCUUUAAUGAAACAAGUCAUGGGGACUAAAGAGGACGCACCAGGAACCUUCAGUCGAGGAGCGCUGGGUCAGAGGGCAAGGGUCAUCUCCCUCUCUCAGCCUAGAGUUUCAGUCAAGGCCCGCAACUCACCUAGAGGAAAGUGGGGCAGUAUUCGUGGUAGUGGGCGGCUCAGCACAUAUAACCCUGAUGUGGGGAACAGGCUGGCUGGGAAAGAAUCCCCCCAGGCUAAUGGAGGCCCAACCGAGACCUAUUUCCUUCGCCAACAGAGAGCGUACCUCUACAUCAUUGGAGACAAGUCCCAGCUCAAGGGUGGAAAGCAGGACUCCUUCCAGCAGUGGGAGGUGGUGCCCAUCGAGGUCUUUGAUGUACGGCAGGUCAAGAACAGUUUCAAGAAGCUGAUGAAAGCCUGUGUGCCUUCCUCAUCCAACACUGAACCAAACAUGACCUUUCACCGCUGCCUGGAGGAGUCGGAGUGGAUGAAUCUGCUUCACAGGGUUCUACAGGUGUCCGUUCUUGUUGUGGAACUCCUGGACACUGGUUCCUCCGUCAUGGUUAGUUUGGAAGAUGGCUGGGAUGUCACAACACAGGUUGUGUCCCUGGUGCAACUUCUGUCGGAUCCAUACUACCGAACGAUUGAUGGCUUCAGGCUGCUUGUGGAGAAAGAGUGGUUGUCAUUCGGUCAUCGAUUCAGCCACCGUGGAGCUCAGACGCUAGCCAGCCAGAGCAGCGGAUUUACACCUGUCUUCCUACAGUUCCUUGACUGUGUGCACCAGAUCCAUCUACAGUUCCCCAUGGAGUUUGAGUUCAGUCAGUACUAUCUGAAAUUCCUAGCCUACCACUACGUCUCCAACCGCUUCCGCACCUUCCUGCUGGAUUCAGACUAUGAGCGCAUAGAGCUUGGUGUCUUGUAUGAGGAAAAAGGUGAGAGGAAGAACCCUCAGGUGUGCAAGUCUGUCUGGGAUUACAUUGAUCGGCUCAGCAAGAAGACCCCCAUAUUCUACAACUACAUGUUUUCACCUGAGGAUGAGGAGGUCUUGAAGCCCUACAGUUUUAUCUCCAACUUGAAGGUUUGGGACUUUUACACAGAGGAAACACUUUCUGAGGGUCCGUCCUUUGACUGGGAAUUAGUGCGGGGUCAGCCGGAAAAGCCACAGGACGAAGCCGGUGAUAGACAGGAGACGACGGCCCCCAAGUCCCAGCGGAGGAUCGUCUGGCCUUGUUAUGACAGCCUCAGUAAAGUACUGCCUGAUGCCAUCACCAAACUCUUGCAGGAUGUGCAGAACCUGGAAACUGAGUUGGGACAACCUACGGAAAAAUGGAAGGACACAUGGGACAAGAUUAAGACAGCCCAACGAGUUGAGUCCAGACUAGAGAGCAGGCACUCCUUCUCCAGCUCUCUGCUCAUGUCGUCCAAUCUGAGUCACCAGCGGCGCUCUCAGGGUGUGUAUCUGCAGGAGAGCGGGGUCGGCUCCUCCAUCAACCUAGCACUGGACUGCGAGGUCAGCGCCACAUCCACACCUGCAGCUGGUCGACCCAGUACCAGCACGCUCUACAGCCAGUUCCAGAGCACUGAGAGCGAGAACAGGAGCUUUGAGGGUAUUUUAUACAAAAGAGGUGCUUUGCUGAAACCUUGGAAACCACGUUGGUUUGUACUGGAUAAGACCAAACACCAGUUGCGAUACUAUGAAACAAGGCAAGAUAAAGAGUGUAAGGGAGUGAUCGAGCUAGCCGAAGUGGAAUCUGUCAUUCCGGGGACUCCCACCAUGGGAGCACCUAAAAACAUAGACGACAAAGCCUUCUUUGAUCUCAAGACGACCAAAAGAGUGUACAACUUCUGUGCCCAGGACAGCACGAAUGCACAGUUAUGGAUGGACAGUAUUCAGAGUUGCCUAUCUGAUGCGUAGGAGGAGGGACAUUGCAGAGGACAGAACUGUGACACUUUGUGGGGGGCGAAGCCAGUGACGGACAGUGCUCAUAGCCAAUGGGCAGCACUUCCUGGGGUGUACAGAGAGAAGUUGGAACGGGCUUCCGUAUUGGUGGUAUUGAAAUUUACGAUGACGAUUUCAGCGUUUUUGUUUUAAAAAAACAUGAAAAGCUACGAAAAAACAAAGAAAUCCCUUAAAGACUGAUAUCUGUGGACUCACCUGUGCUCGGCUUGUUUUAAACACGCCCAUACGCCCUGGCACGAAAAGGCAUGACCUGCGAUUCUUCAUCCCAUAUUGCUCAAAAUACUGCCAGUGGCACCUUUCAGCUAUGCAGGGGCCUAAAAAUGCCCAAUAACUAGCCACAGCUCGCAAAAGAGUGACCCUAAUGUGACCUUUAACCUCUUCUGAACUGUCACUAUGCCACUGCUUGGAGUCGUCCAACAACUCACACAUCACAGUCAUCUGGACUCGCACAUCAUAAAUUCUGCCUUCUCAUUGGCUGGUCAAGUUCUCUCGCUCCUUUCUGAUUGGUUGGCUUCAUCCGUGCAACGGUUCAUGAAGGAUUUUGUGUUUUCUUUUACAUUAUUUACAUCAAAAUAAUAUAAAAACGUUCAUUCUUGUCACAUUUGACCAAGUUCAAACAGUUAUCAAAAUGCCAUCUGGAGAUUGAGAUUUAACUGUUUACAAACUAAAUUCUUGGUUUCUUAUUAUGAAAAUUAAAGCCACUAUUGCUAUUGAGAAUUUAAGGGAUGUUGAAGGAAAAGGAGAGAUGUGUUUUGUCAUAAUUUAUGCACAGAAAUACAAUUCUUUGAUUUUUACAGGACGAAAAGCGCCGACUAAAAUGGGGGAAAACUAUGUGUGGAUGGGGUUUAUAACCUUUUCGUGUUAUCAAGUGUCUGUUUACACCAAUCAGAGGCCAGAGACUGGAGCUGGUCGCCAUGACAACUGGGUUCGUCAUCAUUUCCUAUAACAAAAAUAUGCGAACUGAAAAACUGAAUCAGCCUGUCCUGAAAUCAAAGGCCGGUUGUCAUGCGCUUCUGUUCUCCAGCCUCUGAGCCCUGGAUCUGUCAGAAUCAGUGUUUUAGUUAGUCUGUUACCUGUUCUGUUGAAUCCUGUACAUAGAGGAGUUUGUUUAUAUUAUUCCUUUAGAGAAAGAGUCUAUUUUGCUGGACUUGGUGAGGAUGCAUAAAAGUAUCACCUGUUUAUCACAGGACUGCACUGUUGCAGGUUUUUUUUUUUUAAAUUCCAGAUACAAGAACUAACACACACACACAUACACACGGUGUAAAAUAGGGUAAUACUUCAGAGUUGUUGACGACAAAAUUUGAAUUGUAGAUUUUUGUUCCAAUAACUCCCUUGUAUAUAAUACGCAAAUAUGUAUGUUAAUGGUAGUAAUUUAUUUAACUUUGUCUCCUGAAUAUGACAGUCCUCAGAGCACCACUUAACUUUUAAAUUAGAAAUCCAAUAUGUGCCAUUGUUUAUCUGUGUUAACUUGACUAAUGAUAUAUAUUUUUUGGAAAACUUCAGAUGUGACUCAUAAAUAAACCCUAAAUUUUUAUUCUUUUUUUUUUUCUUCUUUAAAAUGAAACUUGCUCAGUACAGGUUCUCAUAAUUCGAGUCCUAGGAUGUCACAGGUUUCGUAACAUUUGAGCAAAUUAUAUCUGACAUCAAAAACAUAACAUUUUUAAUUAUUUAUUUUUCAUACUUUUUUAAAAUUUGAUUUAUUUCAUCUGAUCCAGGUUGUGUUGUCAAUCAUGCCGUAUAUUUUUUAGGAUUAAACCACUGUGGGGUUCAUGGCCUCCUGACA